Molecule: messenger RNA, 2908 nt
Organism: Gadus morhua (Atlantic cod)
Lineage: Eukaryota; Metazoa; Chordata; Actinopteri; Gadiformes; Gadidae
Exons: 4
Coding region: 1313-2647 (444 amino acids)
Source: RefSeq, a predicted model, not a curated record
GUCUCCUCCUGGUCUCCUCCUGGUCCCCUCCUGGUCUCCUCCUGGUCUCCUCCUGGUCUCCUCCUGGUCCCCUCCCUGCUCCUCCCCUCCCUGCUGCUCCAGAUCAGUUCUGGCUGCCGGUGGAACUGAAGGAGACCAUUACCCAGCAGGACCUGCGCUGGAUUGCGUCCACGCUGUGGAGGAACCAGCGGCUGCGCCCGGACGUCCAGCUCUGGUAUGAGCCACCGGUUCCUGCCCUCCUCUACAGCCAGGUCCCGUCACCAGAUCGCUUCUGUAUGCACCGGCUCCUGGUGUGGACGGCCUACCGCCGGUGGAAGGUGAGGCUGUCCUGCCCCCAGUGCAAGGGGCAGCUCACCGGGGCCGGCGUCCACAGGAGGGCACGGGAGUUCCUGGACGUGGACAGGUACUACCCAAUGGGGCCGGAGACCCUCAGGUGCAUCUCCCCCGGUUGUGUUACUACCUGUCCACGAGCCAGAGCGUCCUGGACCAGCUGGGCCCAGAGCGUCCUGGACCAGCUGGGCCCAGAGCGUCCUGGACCAGCAGGGCCCAGAGCGUCCUGGACCAGCUGGGCCCAGAGCGUCCUGGACCAGCUGGGCCCAGAGCGUCCUGGACCAGCAGGGCCCAGAGCGUCCUGGACCAGCAGGGCCAGAGCGUCCUGGACCAGCUGGACCCAGAGCGUCCUGGACCAGCAGGGCCUGGCUCUCCCACGCCUGGCCAACCAGCUGCUGGAGACCCCCAGCGAGGAGGGGCUGCAGCGUUCGGCCGCUACAUGGAGCUGUGCAGUGACUUUACCCAGCAGGCCCGGUCUCUCCCCGGUGGUCUGACAGAGCCCCCCGAGCCUGGGGCUGUCCCCACCAACAGGUGGCUCCUGACGGUGUACGGGAAGCACUUGAUGAGCCGUGUGGGCCAUCAAGGCCUCACCUCCACCUUUGGCUCCAUUUUAAACAUGGAUUCCACAAAGAAGGUCUAAAGGACAUCAACAACAAUGCAUGAAAUAUCCCAGCUUGUGAAGGUUAUAGUCACAAAUGUGUCAAUGUUUAUUUGAUGUGCCUUUUUGCGUGUGUAAAUCCCUAUUUUAUGUGUUUAUUCCUAGAUGUACUUUUGUGUAUAUAUUUAGCUUCUGUUUUGUUCUUAUUCUAAGUUCUAUUAUUGUUUUGAAAGCACUCUGAAUUAGUUUAUUCUGAUUAAUUCCAGAUGACCAAAAAGCUGUGUGGAGCCGCCAAGGGGACGGCGCUCUGGGUGUCCUCCGUCAGCAACGAGAAGGGGCAGGUCCUGACCAGCGUCCUGACAGCCCAGGAGGGACCUGGACCGGAUGGUGUCAGGCCUCAUCAGGCGCUACAGCGAGGCGGGCGUGGACCGGAUGGUGUCAGGCCUCAUCAGGCGCUACAGCGAGGCGGGCGUGGACCGGAUGGUGUCAGGCCUCAUCAGGCGCUACAGCGAGGCGGGCGUGGACCGGAUGGUGUCAGGCCUCAUCAGGCGCUACAGCGAGGCGGGCGUGGACCGGAUGGUGUCAGGCCUCAUCAGGCGCUACAGCGAGGCGGGCGUGGACCGGAUGGUGUCAGGCCUCAUCAGGCGCUACAGCGAGGCGGGCGUGGACCGGAUGGUGUCAGGCCUCAUCAGGCGCUACAGCGAGGCGGGCGUGGACCGGAUGGUGUCAGGCCUCAUCAGGCGCUACAGCGAGGCGGGCGUGGACCGGAUGGUGUCAGGCCUCAUCAGGCGCUACAGCGAGGCGGGCGUGGACCGGAUGGUGUCAGGCCUCAUCAGGCGCUACAGCGAGGCGGGCGUGGACCGGAUGGUGUCAGGCCUCAUCAGGCGCUACAGCGAGGCGGGCGUGGACCGGAUGGUGUCAGGCCUCAUCAGGCGCUACAGCGAGGCGGGCGUGGACCGGAUGGUGUCAGGCCUCAUCAGGCGCUACAGCGAGGCGGGCGUGGACCGGAUGGUGUCAGGCCUCAUCAGGCGCUACAGCGAGGCGGGCGUGGACCGGAUGGUGUCAGGCCUCAUCAGGCGCUACAGCGAGGCGGGCGUGGACCGGAUGGUGUCAGGCCUCAUCAGGCGCUACAGCGAGGCGGGCGUGGACCGGAUGGUGUCAGGCCUCAUCAGGCGCUACAGCGAGGCGGGCGUGGACCGGAUGGUGUCAGGCCUCAUCAGGCGCUACAGCGAGGCGGGCGUGGACCGGAUGGUGUCAGGCCUCAUCAGGCGCUACAGCGAGGCGGGCGUGGACCGGAUGGUGUCAGGCCUCAUCAGGCGCUACAGCGAGGCGGGCGUGGACCGGAUGGUGUCAGGCCUCAUCAGGCGCUACAGCGAGGCGGGCGUGGCUCCCCCUGUACUCCUCUACGUGGACUGUGGCUGCUGCGAGGAGGCGGGAGGGGAGAGCGAGCUGAAGGCCAGGUUCGGCGGCUGGCCAGACCUCGUCAUCCGGCUGGACGUCUGGCACUUCCUUCGGCGGCUUGCGGCCGGAUGCACGACGGACGCCCACGCCCUGUACCCCAUCUUCAUGGCCAAGCUCUCCGUCUGCCUUUUUGAGUGGGACCCUGAAGAUGUGGCCCUUCUGCGCCACGCCAAGAGGGAGGAGCUCCGGAGGGAGGCUCUACCUUCUGGACGGGCUGAACCGGUGGAACCAGGACCGGGCUGCUGCUGCUGUGGCUGAGAAGAUGUCCGCUCUCCUCAGCUACUCGGGGGAUCUGGUACAUUGUGUCAACACAUGUGGCACCAAUGUGUUUGGACAGAUGUUUGUCCCCUCCUUCCGCCUCCCCACCGAGUACACUGGAGAGUUGAUAGGCAUCGUCUACCUGUACCUGCAGACGGGGAAGUGCAUGCAGGACAUGGAUCCUGAGGGUUAGGAGACGGAGCAGCUGCUGGAGGACUUGGGCGACGAGGCAGAGGAUGAGGGCUUCACAGACGACACCGA